AUGGGACGACUUGGAGUGAAGAUUGAUGGUCGACAGCCACACCAUGUACGCAAACUGAUCGAAUUCGACGAAACAUGUGGAUGCAUCGGUCUUCAGCUGUAUCUGAAAAACAUGAUGUUUAUGCGAAUAGGCCUCAGAUGUCGACCUAACCCUGGAGUGGGGCAGGAGGAAACGAACGGCCUGAAGGCUUACAAGAGCAUCGAAGAUUUAGAAGAAACCAGACCACGAACACCCGGCUCUCUCGUGCUCAGCUCUACAACACCAUGGUGCUUCCUGCUUUAA
Molecule: messenger RNA, 282 nt
Organism: Necator americanus (New World hookworm)
Lineage: Eukaryota; Metazoa; Nematoda; Chromadorea; Rhabditida; Ancylostomatidae
Exons: 1
Coding region: 1-282 (93 amino acids)
Source: RefSeq, a predicted model, not a curated record